UCUGCUGGCCGCACUCGCACGCGGGACCCGCGCCUUCCUGAUGGCGUGAUUAAUUGUGAUAUAAAAUAGUCCGCUUAAGAAGUGUGUGCGUCUGGUGGAGCGGGGUGGCAAGAGAGAGUACAGAGGCAAGGCCAGAUUUGAUCUUUUAAUCUUCGUUGGCCACAAUUAAACCAAACCCGAUCGUGGAGCGGCGCGAUCCCUUUGCAUAAAAGCAUAUGGCUUUUGCUAUAAAAAUUAUGACUCCAAAACACCGGGCCAUUAAUAGCGUGCGGAGUGAUUUACGCGUUAUUGUUCUGCCGGGCUGACACGUGACGCGCGUGGCCAAUGGGGGCGCGGGCGCCGGCAACUUAUUAGGUGACUGUACCCCCCCCCCCCCGCCCCGGUGCCACCAAGUUGUUACAUGAAAUCUGCAGUUUCAUAAUUUCCGCGGGUCGGGCCGGGCCGGCCAGGCGCGGGGUACAGCAAUGGCCACCACCGGGGCCCUGGGCAACUACUAUGUGGACUCGUUCCUGCUGGGCGCCGACGCCGCCGAGGAGCUGAGCGCGGGACGCUACGCGCCUGGGGGACUGGGUCAGCCCCCACGGCAGACGGCAGCACUGACUGAGCACCCCGACUUCAGCCCUUGCAGUUUCCAGUCCAAGGCGGCGGUGUUCGGCGCCUCAUGGAACCCGGUGCACGCGGCGGGCGCCAAUGCUGUGCCCACCGCAGUGUACCACCACCACCACCACCCCUACGUGCACCCCCAGGCGCCCGUGGCCGCGGCGGCGCCAGACGGCAGGUACAUGCGCUCCUGGCUGGAGCCCACGCCCGGUGCUCUCUCCUUCGCGGGCUUGCCCUCCAGUCGGCCUUAUGGCAUUAAACCUGAACCGCUGUCGGCCAGAAGGGGUGACUGUCCCACGCUUGACACUCACACUUUGUCCCUGACUGACUAUGCUUGUGGUUCUCCUCCAGUUGAUAGAGAAAAACAACCCAGCGAAGGCGCCUUCUCCGAAAACAAUGCCGAGAAUGAGAGCGGUGGAGACAAGCCCCCCAUCGAUCCCAAUAACCCGGCUGCCAACUGGCUUCACGCGCGCUCCACGCGGAAGAAGCGCUGUCCCUAUACCAAACACCAAACGCUGGAACUGGAGAAAGAAUUUCUGUUCAACAUGUACCUCACCCGGGACCGCAGGUACGAGGUGGCCCGACUGCUAAACCUCACCGAGAGGCAGGUCAAGAUCUGGUUCCAGAACCGCAGGAUGAAAAUGAAGAAAAUCAACAAGGACAGAGCAAAAGAUGAGUGAUGCCAUUUGGCUUCACUUAGAAAAGAGAGCAAGCUAGAAAGAAAAAGGACUGCCUGUCCUCUUCUCCCUUCUCUCCCCCACCCCAGCCUCCACCACCUUCACAAAGCGGCUCUAAGCCCCAGGCCUCAUCUCCCCCUGGCAAAUCCUGCUUAGGCUGGCUCAUAGGCCUGCAGGUUUAAUGGAGGUAUUGUAAGCUUUCCAUUUUCUAUCACACACACACACACACACACACACACACAAACACACACCCCAGAGGGCAUUUGCGCUGAUGGCUGUACUGCUAGCUUGUAUAUGUAUUUUUAAAAAUCUACCUGCUUCUGACAAAGCAAAAGAAAAAAACUACCUUUUUAUAAUGCACAACUGUUGAUGGUGGGCUGUAUAGUUUUCAGUCUCUGUAGUUAAUUUAAUUUGCUCUUUGUGUAGCAGAUCGCUCUGCCUGAGAUACUUGAACACUGUGUUUUAUUGUGGUAAUUAUGUUUUGUGACUCAAACUUCUGUGCUGGGUGACGCACCGUUGUGAUUGUGGAAGCUAGAAUUCAAUUUGAACUCAGGUUGUUUAUGAGGGGAAGAAAAAACAAUUGCAUAGAGUAUAGCUCUGUAGUGGAAUACGUCUUCUGUAUAAACUAGACUGUUAACCUAUAAACUAUAAACCUAUAAACUAGUUAACCUAAACUAGCUGUAAGGAAUUCCCAAUGAGAUAAAAUUUAAAAAUAAAAGAGGGGUGGUGGUUCUCCAGGAUACAUAGAUUUAUUUCUUCACUUUUGAAAUACGGGGAUCUUAGACUUUACAUAUUCCAUAGUCCUGUCUUGUCCAUUGUAUAUAGAAUCUAUAUAUUAAAGAAAAAUUCAUAAUCAGGCAAGCUUGAAUAUUGUGUUUGCACCAGAGGAACAGUGAGGAAAUUCGGAGCUAUACAUAUGUGCAGAAGGUUACUACCUAUGUUUUACCCUUAAUUUUAAUCGGGGGUCGGGGGGGGAAUGAAUGCUUAUUGUAAUGGAGUUAAUUUUAUUGAUAAUAAAUUAUACACCAUGAAACCGCCAUUGGGCUACUGUAGAUUUGUAUCCUUGAUGAAUCUGGAGUUUCCAUCGUGCUGAACAUACACUGUAUAUUUUGCAAUAGUUACCUCAAGGCCUACUGACCAAAUUGUUGUGUUGAGAUAUUUAACUUUUGCCAAAUAAAAUAUAUUGAUUCUUU
This is a messenger RNA of Nannospalax galili (Upper Galilee mountains blind mole rat), 2470 nucleotides long. RefSeq names its product homeobox A9 (gene Hoxa9). Lineage: Eukaryota; Metazoa; Chordata; Mammalia; Rodentia; Spalacidae. The transcript has 2 exons. Gene Ontology annotation, biological process: anterior/posterior pattern specification; regulation of transcription by RNA polymerase II; embryonic skeletal system morphogenesis. Gene Ontology annotation, molecular function: DNA-binding transcription factor activity, RNA polymerase II-specific; RNA polymerase II cis-regulatory region sequence-specific DNA binding. The record is from RefSeq and is a predicted model, not a curated record. The coding region runs from base 465 to 1280 and encodes 271 amino acids. Gene Ontology annotation, cellular component: nucleus.